AUGGAAAAGCUUGUUCAGGAGAUGCAGCAGUCCAAGUCUGGUGUUCCAGUUCGCAGCCAAAAGACAUUUCUUACAUUCAUUCCCUCAGUUUUCACUGGCAAUGAUUUGAUACAGUGGUUGGCUGCCCGCUUGAAGAUCAGUGAAGAAGAACAUAUGGAGGCAGUAAGGCUUGCCAUGCUACUGUGUCAUUAUGGGUAUAUAUUUCCAGUAGGUGACUCCAGAAAUUUGACUGUCAAGGAAGAUGCAUCAUUGUAUCGGUUUCAAAAGCCAUACUAUUGGCCUUCACAAAAUGCAGAACCUGACAAUGUCUCUUAUGCAAUCCAUUUAGUGAAACGUUCUAUGCGUAACAAACAGAAGCAUGGCCUUGAUGACUAUGAGCAGGCAAGUUUGUCAAAACUACAAACAAUGCUGUGUGACAAGUGGGAUUUUAUUGUUGCCCAAGCACAAGACCAAGUCAAGAUAGCCAAAGAAAGGAAAAGAACUGAUAAAGCCAUAAUGGACAGUCAAGAAAAAGCAUUCUGGAGAAUACAUCGACCUCCUCCUGGCUGCAUAAAGACUCUUGACGAUGGACCAAAACGAAACUUCCAGCCGAGUCAGAUAGCAGCAAGACGGAAAAAGAACAAAGACUUACUGCAGAAAGAAAUUCAAUAUUUACACAGAUCUCUCACUAUAUGUCGAGUGAAAUCCUCAAAGGCAAUUGAAAACCUGGAGCAUUUUGCUGAGAACUUUAUGGAUAUAGAUCCUAUGAUAACACCACCAUUACCAUCAAAUCCAUGGAUCUCUGAUGACACCUCAUACUUUGAUAUUAUCGAAAACUAUACUGAAAUUCCAACUGAACAGAGAGUGAAAAAAUGGGCAUACAGUUUGCAAGUUCUUCUAGGAGAUCCACGAGGCAGACUUGAAUUUGAAAACUUUCUAUUGAAAGAGUACAGUCAUGAGAAUUUCGGCUUCUGGACAGCUUGUGAGGAGUUGAAAUUUUGUAGGCAGUCGGAGGUUGCAGAAAAAAUUAAGAAAAUUGCAGAAGAAUUCCUAACAGAUGGAGCCCCACAUGAAAUCAACAUUGACAGCAGAUGUGCUGAAGAAGUGCAAAGAAAUAUGAAAUUGCCAAAACCAAAUAGGUACACAUUCGAUGGUGCCCAAGAACAGAUAUUUUCCUUAAUGAAAAAAGACACCUAUCAGAGAUUUUUACGUUCUGACCAGUAUAAAAAUCUGUUAGCCAUUGCCAUACAGCCUGGUGGGAAAAAGAAGUUUUUUAGCUUUGGAUCCCGCAAAAAGAAUACACUGACUCCAAGUCCUAAACCAAAGCGCAGAGGGAGCGCUGGCAAUGAUGCUGACAUGGAAAACCCUGCAGUUGCACAUCAUUCCUAUAGUACAGGCAACUUGAGGGAACUGGAUGAAAAGUCCUCGGUCAUGAUACGGCGAGAUGCAAACUCCUCAGACAGCAGUCUAGCAAGUGACACGACUCCAAACCUGGUGGCCCGGCACAGCCUACGUUCAAAUCAGGAGAGCCCAAGAAAAAGCAAACAGCUAGAGGUGCCUAAGUAUUCCGGCAUACACGUUACCGAUGCCAGUAAAAGUGAGACCGCUUCCUGUCUGGCUAUAACCGUUCCAAGUAAAACCAAUGUGGUGGCUCCGUGGGAAGGAGCGGACUGA
Candidula unifasciata is the source of this 1653-nucleotide messenger RNA. The record is from the annotation of a GenBank genome assembly. NCBI's taxonomy places the organism in Eukaryota, Metazoa, Mollusca, Gastropoda, Stylommatophora, Geomitridae.